Messenger RNA from Aspergillus affinis, 567 nucleotides. RefSeq lists its product as uncharacterized. The coding region runs from base 1 to 567 and encodes 188 amino acids. The record is from RefSeq and is a predicted model, not a curated record. The transcript has 2 exons. Lineage: Eukaryota; Fungi; Ascomycota; Eurotiomycetes; Eurotiales; Aspergillaceae.
AUGGAAGACCUAUUCGCGAGAUGGAUCGCAGAUGAGGUCCUCGCGCAGGACGAAUCCGACUGUCUUGAUACGCUGGAAGCACCGAGGAUCAAGUACGCAGGAUCCAUACAGGAACCCGACUACGCGAUCCACCCAAACACAAUGUGCCAGCCGAGUGUGGUGGUCGAAUCUGCCUGGUCAGAAUCCAGAGAGCGCAUGAUGGAAGACAUGAAUUUGUGGCUCCGGGGUGUAGGGGCUGGACCACGCGUCCAGGUCGUGAUUCUAUUAACGUGGACACUGGUUGGGCACGGGGACAAGGAUUACUCGGAGUUCGCGAAGGGCGAAGUCGACUUCUACGUGCGAGAUGGGCAGGAUGUGCCGGUUCGUCAGCAGCAGGUACAGCUCUGGCCGACCAACAAGCAGCAGCAAGAAGGGCAGCGUCUGGAGAUCAGCCGGAGAGUGCUGUUUGGGCCGAAGGCCUUCCCCGGCAGAGAUCUAGAGGAGAUGGUAGAUUUGCACGUCGAGCUGUUGAGGGAAAUCUCGGAUUUGGGGAUGUUUAAUAUCGGUCUGGUGCCAGACGGCGAGUAG